Salarias fasciatus (jewelled blenny) is the source of this 1272-nucleotide messenger RNA. Its product is annotated as zinc finger protein OZF-like. The transcript is spliced from 4 exons. Lineage: Eukaryota; Metazoa; Chordata; Actinopteri; Blenniiformes; Blenniidae. Bases 1 to 1272 code for a protein of 423 amino acids. The record is from RefSeq and is a predicted model, not a curated record. Gene Ontology annotation, molecular function: DNA-binding transcription factor activity, RNA polymerase II-specific; RNA polymerase II cis-regulatory region sequence-specific DNA binding. Gene Ontology annotation, biological process: regulation of DNA-templated transcription.
AUGCGCAGUAGCAGCGUUUCCAGUGUCUCUAGAAGGAGCUCCCACAGCUCCAGGACUGUAGAGAGGAGCAGCUCCUUCAACAGGAAACAAACUGUCUGGAACAGGGAGAACCAGGACGUCUACAGUUUCAAGAAGAACAGGAGGAACCAGAACCUCCAGAGAUUGAGGAACUUGAUACCAGCAAGAAGAGAGAGCAGCUUUUACCGAAUCAUCCGUAGAAAACGUAAAUUCUAUCAGAACGUAGGAACUGGGACUGAUAAGAAGAAAGUAAUCUGUGAAGCCUGUGGUCAAAGUUACACCCAACAGAGUCUGUUGAUCCACAUGAGAAUUCAUACAGGUGAGAAGCCAUACUCCUGUGAAACAUGUGGCAAAAGUUUCAGUCAGCGUAGUUAUUUGUUGAUCCACAUGAGAACUCACACAGGUGAGAAGCCAUAUUCUUGUGAAACAUGCGGGAAAAGUUUCAGUCAUCGUCAAACUUUUUUAAACCACAUGAGAAUUCACACAGGUGAGAAGCCAUAUUCUUGUGAAACAUGCGGGAAAAGUUUUAUUCGAUAUGAUGCUUUGUUGAUCCACAUGAGAAUUCACACAGGUGAAAAGCCACAAUCUUGUGAAACAUGCGGGAAAAGUUUCAUUCGAUAUGAUACUUUGUUGAGCCACAUGAGAACUCACACAGGUGAGAUGCCACAUUCUUGUGAAACAUGCGGGAAAAGUUUCAGUCGUCGUCAAACUUUUUUAAACCACAUGAGAACUCACACAGGUGAGAAGCCACAUUCUUGUGAAACAUGCGGGAAAAGUUUCAUUCGAUAUGAUACUUUGUUGAUCCACAUGAGAACUCACACAGGUGAGAAGCCACAUUCUUGUGAAACAUGCGGGAAAAGUUUCAGUCGACGUAGUACUUUGUUGAUCCACAUGAGAACUCACACAGGUGAGAAGCCACAUUCUUGUGAAACAUGCGGGAAAAGUUUCAUUCACUAUGAUACUUUGUUGAGCCACAUGAGAACUCACACAGGUGAGAAGCCACAUUCUUGUGAAACAUGCGGGAAAAGUUUCAGUCAUCGUCAAACUUUUUUAAACCACAUGAGAACUCACACAGGUGAGAAGCCACAUUCUUGUGAAACAUGCGGGAAAAGUUUCAGUCAACGUAGUACUUUGUUGAGACACAUGAGAACUCACACAGGUGAGAAGCCGUAUUCCUGUGGAACAUGUGGGAGAAGUUUCAGUCAGCGUAAGUCAUUGCUGAACCACAUGGAAGCUCACAGAGAGAUGAAGUGA